Messenger RNA from Glarea lozoyensis ATCC 20868, 1101 nucleotides. RefSeq lists its product as uncharacterized. Lineage: Eukaryota; Fungi; Ascomycota; Leotiomycetes; Helotiales; Helotiaceae. The record is from RefSeq and is a predicted model, not a curated record. The transcript is spliced from 4 exons. The coding region runs from base 1 to 1101 and encodes 366 amino acids.
AUGUCAGGACGAAGAGACGCAGACAGAGAGCGCGACAGCAGGCGUGCUGCUGCUGCUUCGGUCCGUUCGAAUGAGUAUUUCGUACCCAAGGAUGGGAUAGACAGAGAAGUCAUCACCGCCGACAUUUGUCGGUAUCUUGGGAACGAUGCUCUCGUACGGCCAGGCACCUACGAGGACAGAGAAACCCGACAGAAAAUCGCCGGCUACUUCAUCACGGCUUAUCGGAAUCUCACGACCGCGAUGAUCGCAGAUCUCAAAGCAGAUUCAAAGCGAUGGGACAAAGAACGUGCAGAAACUUUGAAUGACGGUUCCGCACAAGGACAGUCUGCAAAUGUGGGAGGGUAUCGAGACUCCACAGUCCAUCAAUCCCGACAGUAUUAUGGCCCAACCGAGGCUGCUGUUGCGACUCCCACAGGAGGAUAUCCUUCAUCGUCUGCCGCUGGCGGCGUGACGCAAUCACAGGAAGUAUAUUCCCAAGGAUAUGGACCUGGACAAAGUUACGGCCAACCCAGCUCAUACGGUGCCCCUCCUACUGCAUAUGGCCACCAACCUGAUAACUAUUCUUACGUUGCUGGCGCAGAUUAUGGCAUUAACCAGCAGCCACAAGGUGAAUCGAGUCUCCGCGGAGGAAGAAAUGGCCCGUUACCACCAGCACAAGUUCCACGUGGAGCUACGGGCUACCCAGCCCAACCUGCCGCAUCUUACCCAGAUCCCCGCGGUAAUCCAGGUGGUUAUUAUCCCCCUCAAAAUUCACAGGGACAGGCAUCUUCAUAUCCUGCUCAUCCAAGCGAGGCAUACUAUGGUCGACAGAGUACGUACAACGAUAAACAUGUUUUCCUAACUUCGUCUCCUCGUAGAAGAGAACUCUCUGACUGCUUAGGUCCAGCUGUAGCCGGCUAUUCUGAUCCAGUGGACAACUAUCCGGAUAAUCGACAAUAUGAGCAGCCCCAGUACAGCCAAGGUCCUAUGUCGUCCUCCUCAACAGCAACAGCCAACCAAGGAGCCCCCAGGAGAGGUGGAGGUGAACGAGAACGAGACCAAGACCCACGUGAUAGACAUCGUUCCCAUGGAAGUGGUCGCCCCCAUGGCGGCCGGAAUUAA